Gallus gallus (chicken) is the source of this 7875-nucleotide messenger RNA. RefSeq names its product myocardial zonula adherens protein (gene MYZAP). Gene Ontology annotation, molecular function: transcription elongation factor activity. NCBI's taxonomy places the organism in Eukaryota, Metazoa, Chordata, Aves, Galliformes, Phasianidae. Gene Ontology annotation, cellular component: RNA polymerase II, holoenzyme; intracellular anatomical structure; nucleus. The transcript has 13 exons. Bases 3021 to 4370 code for a protein of 449 amino acids. Gene Ontology annotation, biological process: maintenance of ER location; intracellular signal transduction; transcription elongation by RNA polymerase II. The record is from RefSeq and is a predicted model, not a curated record.
GGGGGGGGGGCGGCGGGGAGGUCCCUCGGGCCGUGCCGUGGGGCGGUGUGACCCCUCUCGUUCAGUUUGCGGCGGAGCGCGUUUGGGCUUGCUUAUUUUUGGUGUUUUCAGGUGAAGUGCACGGUGUGUGAAAACAUCUCUUUGAGCCUCUGUAGUAGGUCUGUGGUAGAUGCUGGGAGAGGCAGAGCUUUGGGGUGCCCUGCAGGGCUUUUGUUAGUGCUACUUCCUGGCUGCUCUCCUGGACAGCCGUGAGGAAGCUGUGCUGUGGUGGAGACUUUUUCCUGAUAUGUACAACAGAGAACUUCCCCUGAGACUCUUUCCCUCGUGGGGAAACUUACCAUAAUGGCUUACAUGGCAGCGAUAAUUUCUUUUAAAAUAUAGAUGUAGAAGUACAGUUUAGUGACCUCUUAAACUUACUAAUUUUCACAGAUAAGCCAUGCUAUAUUAAUACUCUGGAAAAUGUGUCUUAAAAGUUUUUAGAACUCUGGCAAGUAUGACAGCAAUAUCUUUACAGCCACCUUGAUUGAAAGAGCCUUUAUGUGCUGCAGUGGCCACAGUGUUAUCACUGGGGGGGCACGUUUUACGUGAAGGAAUAAAUCAACACAAUCAGAUGCUAAGAUCACCCACACAAAGAAAUACACCUGUGUGAUCAUGACUAAUCUCGAAAUACUUAGGGAUAGGUCGGUCGAUCCAAACUUUUGAGCUUAUCGGUUGCAAUAAAAUCAGUGAAGAACAUCAAAUUAACACAUGUUAUACAUGGUAACAUGCAGCUUGUGCUCUCCCACAGAAAAAAGAAGUUCUUGUCAUUCAUGUGAUAAUUUUGGUUAUGGUAAUCCUUAAUUUUGGUUUAGGAAAUAUUGGAAAUACCCAAAAUUUUGGAUUCAUAAUAAACUGAAAUUGUCAUUUCUUUGGAAAAAUUAGAGUGAUUGGAAAUCGUACUUCUUAUGUGCAGUACAGCAUCUACCCUGUUCCCACUGAGUUUUCUUGUCUUACUAUUUCUUAUAAGAGUUAAAGUUAGGAGAGUUUGUGUUCAGUUGUUAAUUUUCUUCUUUUUAUCCCCACAAUGUACUUGCCACGAUUGGCGUAAAAUGAACUUCAUUUAAAAAAUUCUUCUAAGUAAACGGGUAAGAUCUAAUUUGCAAAUAAAGCCUCUUGGGAGGCUGCUGAUCCUUUUGUAGUGAAAUGCGAGUCUCUUACUGUGAGUUGUCAGAAGAGAGGAGGAAGACAGUUAGAAUAACUGCAGAAUAAAUUGAAGACGUGUGUCACGUUCCUGUGUGCCUGUGGUCAUGGGAAAAGUGCCCUUUAAUUGUGGUGGUGUGGGGAAUCUCAUAGCAGAGAUUUCAUAAGACUAGCCAGAUAAAUGACCAAAGAAAGUACUUUGCAUGUUUAGGGGUGAUUGGAAUUAAAACCUGCUUCAUUUUUGCUCUCACCUUCAAAACUCUGAAAGUAACAUCUGGUCUUGGGCAAAGGGAGCAAUUUUUGGCCAUUGGGCUGUUUGGACAGCAAGUAGUUACUCAACAAACACAUUAUCCCAAACUGUUUAAUUGUGAGGCAUUGGAAAGAUCAGCAAAAUUAGAUUCUCUUUUUGUUAACUCUAAGGUAGAUUUGAAUUUAGAUCAAAACUGAACUGUAUCUUCCCUGUGAAGAACUGUAGAAAUCUUAGACUGAGGCUGGUUGCUGGUAGGACAGCUUGUAUUUUUUCUACUGCUAUGCUGGUAACCUUGGUUAUUCUAUCAAACCUUUGCUCAUUAUUUUAAUACUGGCUCUGCAGUUAUUUCAGUACAUAGUUAGCUACAGUCAAUCCCUUACUGGAUGUUUCUUGUUUUUAGAAAGGAGGAAUAAGAGUCUGAAGAACAGUAUUCAAACUGAAUCUGUCAUCUGUUUUUGUCUUAAGUUGCACCCUAGUGAUUUGAGUAGGAUGGUAAACAUGAAUGUGGAUUGUGGAUCUGGGCCAUAAAUUCUUAACAUUUUUAACUAACCUAGAUUGCUUUUUUCUUAACUACUGUGUUGCAGUAGCUCUCAGUUAUGCUGUCCCUUUAGCCUCUUAGAAAUUUGGUAAAAGAGCUUGUCUUCACCUGUCAAUUUCCAUUGCAGUCAGCAAACUUUUCUGUCUAGUGUUGUGGACGGUGAACCUAUCAGCCUUUGUUUUCCUGUCAGCAUAAUCAUUGUACAAAUGAUGUCAGAUGAGCUCUGGAAAUACUGCUUGUGGGUUGUUGGUGUCAAAACCCAGGAGCGAGCAUAAAAUGUUGGCACAAAGAAGGCUACGUGUACUGUUGGCUUGUCAAAGCUAUAGUUCCUGCAAACCAAACUAAAAUCUGAUAGCCUAGGAAACUUGAUACCUGCACACCUAUUUCUUUUUGUAAGUUAUACUCAUAAAGUCACAAUUUUGGUAACAUAAAAGUAUGGUGGAAGGCAUAUCUGCCCCUCUGUUUUUCAUCACGUGUUCUUACUGUCAGUUACCAACUGAAGGAAAUUGAAUUAUUCUUUUCCCUGCUUGUGGAAUUCUCUUUCAUUCCCCUCCUGGGUUUCUCCCUACAAAACCCAAUUGUUUCUGGAAAUUACUUCUUCAUCCUCAGUUGCACAUUAUUCUGCCACUGUUUGGCAGUGAGUUGAGACUCUUCCUGUUAUGAUUUCAUUUCCAUGUUAAGGCAUCACUACAGCCUUGUUUUGCUGUUGGAAGAGGGCUGGCUGUGAUUUCUGUAUGAGCCUGCUCACUCAUUUGGUCAAGUAAGCUUGCCGACAAAUUGUUGGGACAGCUGUUUCUUUAGGAAGCACUACAUAGCAAAAACAGUAUGGACGCAGCAUCGAUAAUUGCUUCUGAAGGUUAUAGGGAAAGUGGUGCCUGUUGUUUAUCCCUUCUAAUCUCUAUAGUGUUUGUGAAUUUCAACUUAUUGGCAUGUAGUUCUGUCCUUAGGUAGCAUGCAUCAUCUGUGGUCCAGGAAGAAUAGGAGUGAAUGGCUACAUUAUACAUUUUCUGCUGUUUCUCCAGGGAUGCUACGGAAGUGCAAUUGUUAUAAACAAUGAUGAAUGUUUGCCGACUGCGUUUAACAGUACCACCUGAUGAAGUCUCACAGCCUGAACAGGGAGCAAAAGAACCUGAAAGAAAGAAACAAGAGCUCUACCAUGUACCAAAUGGCAUGUCUCCGGGGAAGCUCUCUCAUGGAAUGGUAUAUGGCGUUGUGCACCGGACUGACAACAACCAUAAGAGGGAAAUGGUGGUUUAUGGCUGGUCAGCUGAUCAGCUGAAAGAGGAGAUGAAUUACAUUAAAGAAGUGAGAGCAACUCUGGAAAAAGUAAGAAAGAAAAUGUAUGGGGAGUAUGAUGAAAUGAAACGAAAAAUACAGCAGCUUACGAAUGAACUGAAAGUGACAAAUGCUCAUCAGGAAUCCUUAGAGAAUCAUGUGCGAGUGCAGGCUGCAGCCUUAGAUAGCUUUAGUGAAAUGAACAGCUCCUUGACAUCAGCAUCAAUAGACUUGCAGAAAACUUUGGUGGAUGUUACUUUGGAGAACACUGAUAUAAGGGAACAAAUAAGGAAUUUAAAACACACACAUGAGCAAUCUAUGGAAAAGCUGAGAGAGAAGCAAAAACAACUGGAAACAGCACAAAUUGAAAAUCAGUUACUGAAAUUAAAGGUGGAAUCAUCACAAGAAGCCAAUGCUGAAGUCAUGAGAGAGAUGACGAGGAAACUGUAUAAUCAAUAUGAGGAAAAAAUGAGAGAAGAGGAGCAGAAACAUAAAGCUGAGAAGGAAAUCCUCCUAGAGGAAACCAAUCGGCUUCUGAAGGCAAUUGAGGAGUCAAAUAAGAAGAUGCAGAUUACAGAAACAAGUAUAAAGGAGAAAGACCAGAGAAUUGGUGAGCUGGAUCGGUUGAUUGAACGCAUGGAAGAGGAACGUCACCAGCUGCAAAAACAACUGGAACUAAAUGAAAUACAGCUAUCUGGAGCAAAAUCUGAAAGCAACUCUGACAGUGAGAGGUCACAGCAUUUGGAGGAGGUAGCAGCUAGCCUAAGGGAGAGAAUAAAGCAUCUGGAUGAUAUGGUCCACUGCCAACAGAAGAAAGUUAAGCACAUGGUUGAGGAGAUUGAAAUGCUAAGAAAGAAAGUCAAAGAAAAGGAAUUAUUUAUAAUACAGCUUUUAGAAAAGAUUUCUUUCUUAGAGUGUGAGAAUAAAGAAUUACAAGAUAAAUUGGAGUAUUUAAUGGAAAAUCAACCAAAGACCAAUGUAGAAACCAGAGAUGCUGGUGUAGGAUGUGAUCUUCCAUCUAGUACAAGUAAUGAUAAUGGAAGAUCUCCUGAAAGCACAAGACCAAUGAGGACAUACACCCCAUUCAAGAGAGUGUUGGAAUAUAGCACAAAGAACAGUACCUCUUGAGCGUUCAAGUCAGUGUGCUUUCUAAAUACAAACAAGUAUUUUGCGCCUUUGCAGCUUGAUUAGAUAAAUUUUUAUCAAGUCAUAGAGAAGAACAGCAGCAUGGAGUCUUGCUAAAUUUAUCCUGAAAGCAGCUUUUUAGUAGCUUCCUAUCUGAAGUUACUACCGACAUUAACUGUGAGAGAGAUAGGCAAGAAGUGGGAUGAAUGAAACGUCAGUCUAUAUUGCUUCUUUAGAAGCUGUCUAGUGCAAUGUGUCAUUUCAAAUACCUACAAGGAAGGGGUUGUAUAGAUGUACAGAUUUUCUUCAAAUGUGUUCUAAUUCUGUUUGUACAAUGAAUCUCUAUUUUAUUUUCAAUACUACUAGAAACAGAAUCUAAAACUACCUUGGCAGGGGGCAUUAAUCUCAAAGCUCCUCCUUUGUGUACAGAGAUUGAGAGCUGUUCAUACUUACCAUAGAGACCUGCGGUGACUGAGGGCCCCAUUCACACAGAACAAGGUGACUAGGAGCCAGCAUUCUCUUACUGAGAGGGAGAAAUGCAACUGGGAUCUUCUCAGGAAAUUCCCUCUACGCGUGCAGAUGAAUGUUGUGUUUGUUGCUCAAAAUAUUAAGCAAUAUAGCAGCUUUAUGAUGGAUUUUGCAUUGUUGGAUGAAUAUGCAGUUUGUACUUCCUAGUCACAGGGCAGAGAGACCAUUGGUGACACAUUCACUAGUGAUUGGGUAGGAAAAUCCCCGUUGCUUUUUUAAAAUUACUUUUGCAUUACAGGAAGGAAUUCUCACUGAACAGCAUUUUGCCUACAGUGACCUUCUGCAGUUCCUGCCAUUCCCACAUUAAUAACUAUCCUGAGCGAUUAUUUUGAUUUUGAAUAUGAUUUCAUUCCCCGCAAACUCUUAAAAUCUGAUCCCCAACUUCAGAGUACCAGAAGAAUGCCUGCAUCUAACUACUGAAUUUAUUUAUAUAGUCUUAGUUUUUACAUUUUAUUUUCAUCUCCCAGUUUUAUUGAAAUUAACAAGUUUAGUUUAGUGUUUUCUUGUAGUCCUGUUAAUAUCAAUAUGUGGCAAGUUUUUUCUAUUACAGCAACUGCUAUAGAAAACAAACAAGUUGUUUUGUAUAAUUCUUGUACUGAAUGUGAACCCCAGGAGGUGUUCACCUUGCCACAGGACUGCAUAAAGUGAUUGUUUUUGUCUCCAGUCUAAUGCAAGUUCUUAAAUUCAGUACUUUCUGUUCAAUUAAUAUACUCAAAGUUGUAUUUAAAAUAAUAAUAUUUAACUCAUACUCCCAAUCUUAUUUAUGCAUUCUUUCAUGGUUUUCUUAACUUGCUAGAAAACUUUGUUUAUUCUGUAACUGUGCUGUUUAACUAUUAAGUAAAGAAGCCUGUACUGGAGGAUGGAGUGGAGGAUAUUUUGAUGCAGUACAAGUACCUCACAGGAACACAAGUUGCUUGGUGUAAUUAAAGCAAAAGCAAAAUAAAAUGGGAAACUCAACCUUCUCCAGCUUUUAUGCUUGGAUCAUCAUCCAUUUGCAUGUAAGCUAUUUUUUUCCUUAUGACCUGAUCAGCUCUUGAGAACUUAAAAUGGUCAUUCUUUCUAAAAAGUCAGAUGCAGUAUUGUGGAUUAUAUUAUGCAUAAAGUUCAAGAAACACUGCAGUCAGAGCCAUUGACAAAAAUGCAAUCUAUCUACUGUUGAGGUAAGGCUGUAAUCUUUAUUGGGAUAGAAGUCACAAACAUAAACUGUUGCUCAGUAUUACUUUUAAAAAGAAAAACUCAGAAUUUUACCAAGUUAACUUAAUAGCUCUAAACGGAAACUGUUUAGUUUGCAUGUGAUGGAGUGAAUAAUAUCUCCUAGAUAUCAAAAGGGAAAAGAAGACAGCUGUUGCCUUAGUGAACAGAAAUUGUAACACACAUUUACUUAAGUUGCUUCUCCCAGAGGAGAGGUGCAAUACCUCUCAAGUGGGAAAGGGCUUGAAAGGGAGGUCGCUGAGCAUCAAGAAUUCUGCUCCCUACAAAAGGUCUUCCAGACAAAGCACCCUCAUUGUGCAAAGCAGAGGAAUACCAAAUACUGGAAUAUCAAAGAUGAGAAAACAGCUGACACGUGGAGAAGCUGUAGCCUUAAUCCCAAAUAGAGUGUUCUUGAUUGAAGUUUUGAUGAUUGAGUGUGUUUGGGAGAUUGAGUUCCCAAACAACAGUUAAUUUGAUCAAUAACUAAUGAAUUAGGUUGUGUACAGUGAAGAUCUUGAAGUGGAACUCUAAAUACAAAAACAUUUUAAAUGGAAGUGUUUACUGAUGAACCCAAAAGAUGAUGGGUAAUGGCCCAACCUGAAUUUCAGGCACAAGUUUUAUAUGUGUGUAAUCAUAUCUCCCUCUAGUGGCCCAUAGCAGCAAAAAUUAUUAGCUGUUAUGUGGACGAUAUGGUUUGGAGAGAAAAAUACUGAAGGCUACCCCAGCUGGCCACACUAAUAUGCAUUAUUGGUGCAGCCUCAGUCCAUCAUCAGUCUGUUACCAUUUUAUGCGCCCAAACAGUCUGGUUUCAGGAUUGAAUUUAUGAACUGUGAUUGGUGAGUUACGUUCAAAAUCAGAUUAACUGAUGCAGGUUUUAUUUACAGGUAAAAGGAAAUGCAAGUCGUUGUGAAAUACAUUAAUCAUAAAGUUUAAUUAAGUAAAAACACUUCAUUGAUCUGUCUGGUUUGAGCCAGAAUUCAGAAAACAGAGUCUUAUAAAUAAAUGCUCUGACUGUAGUAGUAGAGAGCAGGAUGAAGUAACAGAAGGUUUUGAUACAGACUUCAAAAGGAACUUCCUUGUGCUUUGAACAUAUUUCUGGGAAUAUCUCUGAAAAUACUUCAGCUUUGAGACUUGCAAAAUGGUGAUCAUCUGCUCAAAACUGCACCCAGACUGCAGAAGUAUUUCCCGCACAAGUUUUCCAUGUAAAUUCUAUUUAUGCUGUAUUGUAUUUUGAUAUUCAGUGCAUUGGAUGGCCAUUAUUUGAUUGAACUACUGGUCUAAAUUUGGUAGCUGUGAAGAGCAGGUGAGGAACGGUAUUUAUAUAACUGUGUUACAUGAAAAUAUAGAGCUUUCCAGUCAAAUCAAUAGCAAUGUAAAUUAGCAGAGAUAAUAACAAAUCUGGCUGAAAAGAUUUUAACACUUCAGUACAAGUUUUGUCAAAUUGAGAUUGAAAUGCUUAGUAGUAUAACAUUAGAAACUAGUAAAAUUUCUGUAAACAUCAAUAAAAGCCAUGUAGGUAGGUCCCAGGAAGUGCAUUAAAUAUAAGUCAAUUAUAUGACUUCAUUUGUACCAUGGUAAGUGUUAUUCUGUGAUUUAUUCCAGAUCUUCUGGAAAGUAUUUUGGGAUACAGUUUUCAUAUAUGCUGUGUAAAUAGUGCAAUUACAUUGUAUGCUUUUAAAACAGCCUGUAUGUAAGACUUGAAAAGGAUAAACUGUAAUAAAUAUUCUAUUUAAAAUUUCUAUUCUGUUGUGUAAAUAUUCAGAAAUAAACUUACCUAAAAGCCUUGCAA